Molecule: messenger RNA, 2127 nt
Organism: Trichophyton benhamiae CBS 112371
Lineage: Eukaryota; Fungi; Ascomycota; Eurotiomycetes; Onygenales; Arthrodermataceae
Exons: 2
Coding region: 1-2127 (708 amino acids)
Biological process (GO): translation; glutamyl-tRNA aminoacylation
Cellular component (GO): cytoplasm; cytosol; methionyl glutamyl tRNA synthetase complex
Molecular function (GO): ATP binding; glutamate-tRNA ligase activity
Source: RefSeq, a predicted model, not a curated record
AUGUCUGUUCUUACCGUUGCCCUGAAGGCUCCUGGAGAGACAAUCCUUCCAGCUGUUGCUGUGGCCAGCUGUCUCAUAGAUGCCAAUCCUAAGGCUGGAUUGACCAUUGUCUACGAGGAAUCUGAGAAGGUUGGAAGCAAGGGUGGAAAGGUUGAGCUCAAGACGGACGAUGGCUCCCUACUCUACGACGCCGAGAUCAUCCCUUAUUUACGUGACAAGUAUGAGGUUCUACAAGCUGGAAAUAAGGAGCAGGUUGAUGAGUGGUUGAAAAGGGCCCUUGAGUUCACAAAGCCCGAUUUCAAGGCAAUGGAUAAGCCCAUGAAGGAGCUGGAGUCCCAUCUCACCCUCCGCUCUUACAUUGUGGGCUAUGGUUUAACCUUGGCCGAUUUGGUUGUUUGGGCUACCCUCCGUGGAAACCGGGUUACGAGUGGAGCCGUGAAGAGGUUCACAAACAGCACUGGUAGAUGGUUCAACUUCAUCGAGACCAUGUACCCUUGGAUCGGUCAAGGUGCGGCCGAGAUGGCGGCCGGAGCCAUGAAGAAGAAAGCAGCAGCUAGUGCCGCUGGUGCUAGUUAUAACAUUGGUCUUCCGGAUACCGACAAGGGAGUAGUUACUCGAUUCCCACCAGAGCCAUCCGGUUAUCUUCACAUUGGUCACGCCAAAGCAGCUCUACUCAAUGAUUAUUUUGCGCAUGAGGCCUACAAGGGAACUCUGAUUUGCCGAUUUGAUGAUACCAACCCUUCUAAUGAGAGCCAAGAGUUUGUUGAUGCAAUCACUUACGACCUGUCAUUGCUGGGAAUCUUCCCUGACCGCAUCUCGUUCUCCAGUGAUUACUUCCAGGAGAUGUACGAGGACUGUAUUAAGAUCAUUAAGAGCGGCAAUGCCUACGCAGAUGAUACUGAGAAGGAGCAGAUGCAACAUGAAAGAUUUGAAGGAAUUGCUAGCAAGCGUCGUGAUGAAAGCGUUGAGGAUAACUUGGCUCGGUUUGCUGAGAUGAAAACCGGCUCUGAGGAAGGCCAGAGAUGGUGUAUCCGUGCAAAGAUUUCUGUUGAUGAUACCAACAAGGCCAUGCGUGAUCCGGUUAUCUACCGCUGCAACCUAACCCCUCAUCACCGUACUGGAGAUACCUGGAAGAUAUACCCAACGUAUGACUUCUGUGUGCCAAUCCUAGACUCUCUUGAAGGCGUUACCCAUGCCCUGCGUACUAAUGAGUAUAACGACCGAAACCCUCAGUAUGCCUGGUUCCAAAAGACACUCGGAAUCCGCAGUGUCCAUAUCUGGGACUUCUCACGUCUCAACUUUAUCAAGACGUUACUGUCUAAGCGGAAGCUUACCAAGAUCGUUGAUCAGGGCAUGGUUUGGGGCUGGGACGAUCCCCGAAUGCCCACCAUUAGGGGUAUUCGCCGUCGCGGAAUGACUAUUCCUUCUCUGCGUGAGUAUAUUCUGAAGCAAGGGCCCAGCCGAAACAUCAUUAACAUGGACUGGACGACCUUCUGGUCCAAUAACCGCAAGUACAUUGACCCGACAUCCCCACGUCACACGGGUAUUGACCAGGAGGAUAUGGUGCCAGGCACAGUGUCUGGUGCCACCGAUGCUGAUCUGAAGCCCCAGGAGAAGCCGAAACAUCCAAAGAACCCUGAACUGGGCACCAAGACGGUGUACUACUCUAAGGACAUUCUGUUUGAGCAGGAGGAUGCCAAAUCGUUCAAACAAGAUGAGGAGAUCACCCUGAUGAACUGGGGCAAUGCAAUUGUGCGCAAGAUCACCACGGAUGCGGCCAGCGGGAAAGUCACCGGCCUCGACCUCGACCUCCAUCUUGCAGGAGACUUCAAGAAGACAGAGAAGAAGGUCACAUGGUUGGCCAGAGACCAGAAGCUCGUCCCUGCCGAAAUCUACGAGUUCGACUACCUGAUCACCAAGGACAAGAUCGAGAAGGACGAGGACUUUGAGCAGUUCCUCAACCCGAAGACGGAGAUCAAGCACACCAUCUUGGCUGACUGCAACCUGGUGAACCUGAAGAAAGGAGAGAGCAUGCAGUUCGAGCGCAAGGGCUACUACAUCCUCGACCAGGAGCCCAAGGAUGGUCAGCCUGCCAUCCUGUUCAACAUCCCAACCGGUAAGUCUUAA